AUGGUGCUGCGACGUUUGUUGUGUUUUUUUGCUCUCCUGCUGAGUGUUCCCUCUCUCUGCACGUCCGCUAGCGGGGCUGCUGCAGCUGCUGAAGCUCUUCCUCCUGAAUCUCGUUGCACUUCUGCUCCUUCUGGUGAUUCUCGGCCUGAUUCUGACUGUCCUUCUUCUUCUGGUGUUCAUCCUCCAGGAUCUAGUGGUUCUUGCCCCACUGGUACCCAACAUUGUCCUGCUCCUGAUGCUGCCGCUGCUGCUGCUGCUGCCUCUAAAACUGCUACUGGUUCAUGUCCUGAUACUGGAUCUACUGGUGCUGAUACUGGUGAUACGUGUACUUCUCCUGCUCAAGAUGCAUCUGGUGGUAGUAAUGGUGGUAGGGAUCGAUCUACAGCAAGAGAACAUGAUUUAACAGGAAAAGCAGGUCAAGCUUCUUCUGGUGAAGGUGCUGCUGCUGGUGAAAGAGGUGAACAGGGUCCUGCUGGUGCUGGUGCUACUACUUGUCCUGAUGGUGAUGCAGAUAAUCCUAAUUGUUCCAAAGAUACAACAUUACCAAAGGGUCCGGUUAAAGCGGAAGGCCAUGCUGAGGCUUUACAAGGUCAAGAUGCUGCUCGUGGUGUUGGUGCACCAAGUAUAGGGUCUGCUGGUGAAGCAGGUCGCGCUGGUGCUCCAACUCAAGAGGAAAUUCCGGACCCUCGAGGAGAACAAGAGGCUGCUGCACCUACUGAUCCUGCUACGAGACCGGAGACACCUGCAAGUGCACCUGACACUGGAAUCAGAAGCAACAAUGAAGGAAGUGAAAGUGAAACAUCACAACCUCCAUCUUCUCCUAACGGUACAGCCCCAGCGGGUGAUGCUGGUUCUAAUCCUGCAUCGAAUGAAGAUGGUACAUCUGAAGGGACGGAAGCAACAAGCAACAUCGAAAGUGCAGAAAAUACAGAUACAACCACCACAACCACUACCACCACAACACUUCCUCCUGAACUCACAAAUAACAAGAAGGGUGAUGCAGACAACAGCAGCAGUAUCAGUUCUGUGUGGGUGCGUGUACCACUACUGAUUGUGGUUACACUGGCCUGUAUUCUUGUGUGCUGA
This is a messenger RNA of Trypanosoma theileri, 1086 nucleotides long. RefSeq lists its product as uncharacterized. The record is from RefSeq and is a predicted model, not a curated record. The transcript has a single exon. Bases 1 to 1086 code for a protein of 361 amino acids. Lineage: Eukaryota; Euglenozoa; Kinetoplastea; Trypanosomatida; Trypanosomatidae.